UUCUCCUUCUAUAAUAACAGGUUCAGCAGCUCCACCGAACAGAGUUGUGCAUCACGCUUGUUGAAGCGUCACCGCCGCAGGCGUAAACAGAGACCACCACGUCUGGAAAGGACCUCAUCGUUCAGCAGUGUGACGGACUCCACCAUGUCCCUGAAUAUAAUCACAGUGACACUAAAUAUGGAGAAAUACAACUUUCUCGGCAUCUCCAUUGUGGGGCAGAGCAACGAGCGCGGCGAUGGCGGGAUCUACAUCGGCUCCAUCAUGAAAGGUGGAGCUGUAGCUGCAGACGGAAGGAUUGAGCCGGGAGACAUGUUACUACAGGUCAAUGAUAUCAAUUUUGAGAAUAUGAGCAAUGAUGAUGCUGUUCGGGUCCUGAGAGACAUUGUCCAUAAACCAGGCGCAGAAUUUUCUCAUGUUCGCCGUCAUGGAGUCUUUCUUCUAUUGAUGAUGAUGAUUUGUGUGUGUGUAGAUGAGCCCAUCCAGCCCAUAGACCCGGCUGCCUGGGUGUCUCAUUCGGCAGCGAUGAGUGGCUCGUACCCGGUGUAUCCUGGCAGCGCAUCGAUGAGCAGCAUGACUUCCAGCACUUCCGUGACGGAGACAGAGCUGUCUCACGCUCUGCCGCCGGUGUCCCUCUUCAGUCUGUCUGUACACACGGAUUUGGCAUCUGUGGUCCGGGCCAUGGCUUCUCCAGAAUCGGGCCUUGAAGUCCGAGACCGAAUGUGGCUGAAGAUUACCAUUCCCAAUGCCUUCCUGGGCUCGGAUGUGGUGGAUUGGCUCUACCACCAUGUGGAGGGUUUCCAGGACCGGCGGGAAGCUCGGAAGUUUGCCAGUAACUUGCUGAAGGCCGGCUUCAUCCGGCACACGGUGAACAAGAUCACGUUCUCGGAGCAAUGCUACUACAUCUUCGGGGACCUCUCCGGCUGCGAGAACUACAUGGCCAAUCUAUCUCUGAAUGACAACGAUGGAUCCAGCGGGGCCUCAGACCAGGAUACUCUGGCUCCUCUUCCUCUUCCUGGAGCGUCACCGUGGCCCCUCCUCCCCACCUUCUCCUACCAGUACCCCGCUCCUCACCCGUACAGCACCCAACCCCCGGCCUACCACGAGCUCUCCUCCUACAGCUAUGGACUGGGAAGUGCCGGGAGCCAGCACAGUGAAGGGAGCCGGAGCAGUGGGUCCACUCGCAGUGAUGGUGGCCGCGGAGUCCAGAAAGAAGAACGAUCUGGCGGAGGGGGCGGAGACUCUAAAUCGGGAUCUGGUAGCGAGUCGGAAUACUCCACCCGUAGUAGCCUGCGGAGGGGCGGAGCCGACAUGGCUCCUCCCAGCGAACGUUCUGCACGAUCUCAGGCUUCUCAUCACUCUCAGCACUCUCAUCACUCCCAUCACCCCCAUCAUCCUUCAACGAUCCAUUCUUACCCCGCCCCCGGGGUCCCCCUCUCCUACAAUCCUAUGAUGCUGAUGAUGAUGCCACCACCUCCACUCCCUCCCCCUUCCUCCUGUCCUCCUUCCUCCUCCGUUCCCCCCGGAGCUCCGCCUCUAGUCCGUGACCUCGCCUCGGUUCCUCCCGAGCUGACCGCCAGCCGCCAGUCCUUCCACAUGGCCAUGGGCAACCCCAGUGAGUUCUUUGUGGAUGUCAUGUGACCUUGCCGUCCGAGGCCG
Nanorana parkeri is the source of this 1656-nucleotide messenger RNA. RefSeq names its product dishevelled segment polarity protein 2 (gene DVL2). Gene Ontology annotation, molecular function: frizzled binding. The annotation marks the transcript as partial. The record is from RefSeq and is a predicted model, not a curated record. Gene Ontology annotation, biological process: intracellular signal transduction; canonical Wnt signaling pathway. NCBI's taxonomy places the organism in Eukaryota, Metazoa, Chordata, Amphibia, Anura, Dicroglossidae. Gene Ontology annotation, cellular component: cytosol. The transcript has 9 exons.